AUGUAUAUACAGCAGCUGGAGGCGCUGGACUUGCCGGUGACUCCAUUGAGUGGACCGUGGCAGGGGCCCGUCACGGCCAUCGCCACCAUGGGUACCUGCACGCCCAGCUACUUCAAUGCCGAGGGAGAUAUAUCCCGUGGGACACCGUGGGGAACCGGUGUGAAUGAUUUCAACCAGAUUCUGCACGACUGGCGGGCCCAGGGGGAGAUGGACGGGUUGGAGCAGCUAUCAGCUUAG
This is a messenger RNA of Penicilliopsis zonata CBS 506.65, 237 nucleotides long. RefSeq lists its product as hypothetical. Lineage: Eukaryota; Fungi; Ascomycota; Eurotiomycetes; Eurotiales; Aspergillaceae. The coding region runs from base 1 to 237 and encodes 78 amino acids. The record is from RefSeq and is a predicted model, not a curated record. The transcript is spliced from 2 exons.